This is a messenger RNA of Trichoderma virens Gv29-8, 897 nucleotides long. RefSeq lists its product as uncharacterized. The record is from RefSeq and is a predicted model, not a curated record. The transcript has 2 exons. NCBI's taxonomy places the organism in Eukaryota, Fungi, Ascomycota, Sordariomycetes, Hypocreales, Hypocreaceae. The annotation marks the transcript as partial.
GGCAGCUCUGUUGCUGACGCCUUCCUUCAAACCCCGGGUUAUACCGUCCGCGGUGUAACUCGUAAUACCGAAUCCGAAGCUGCCAAGGCAUGGGCAGCAAAGGGCAUUGAGAUCGUCCAGGGCGAUUUCGACGAUGUCAAGUCUCUUGAGCGGGCUUUCCAAGGUGCCAAUGUCAUUUUCGGCGUCACCGAUUUUUGGAACAUCUUUGGGAACCCUCAAAGUAAAGAGCUUAAGAAGCCUGAUCAGGAACUUGUCGAAUAUUGUUAUGAAGUCGAGUUACGACACGGCAAAAAUCUUGCUGAUGCCGCAGCCUCAACAGCAUCAACGUUAGACCGGUACAUCUUCAGUUCUAUGGCUGAUGCAACAAAGUCAAGUGGUGGCAAGUUUAAAACGCUAUACCACAUGGACUCCAAGGCCCAGGCUGUUACAUAUGCACAAAGCCUUCCUGAGCUGAAAGACAAGUUCUCUCAGAUUCAAGCCCCCAUCUACUUCCAACUUGUAACGGACUGGGGGCUACCAAUUGCUCCGAAAAAGCAACCAGAUGGCACUUAUCGAAUGAUGGCCCCCGGCGCCGGCCACAAGCCCAUCCCCUUUGGAGACGUUCGCAGCGACCUUGGGCCUUGUGUCAAAGCUCUUGUUGAGCAAGCGCCGCCUAACACAAACUUGUUUGCUGUGGGUGAUUAUAUUACCUGGACGGACUAUCUUCGCAUCUUCUGCGAGACGCAGGGCCUUACAUAUGGAGGUGUCGACGAGCUGUCGUAUGAUGAAAUAAAUGAGCUUUUGCCCGGUGGCUUAGGUCAUGAAUUCGGAUCAAAUGUCUUAUUUGCAUUUGAAUUUGGGUAUGAGGGAAAAGAACAUGGAAUUGUUGGGCCAGGAAAGGUGAGUUUAGUUUACUAG